Molecule: messenger RNA, 3473 nt
Organism: Nerophis lumbriciformis (worm pipefish)
Lineage: Eukaryota; Metazoa; Chordata; Actinopteri; Syngnathiformes; Syngnathidae
Product: protein lin-7 homolog C
Molecular function (GO): protein binding
Source: RefSeq, a predicted model, not a curated record
AUGUCACUGGCCGCUAUAGCCUAGCCUGCUAAUUUGGCUAAUCUGAUUUAUCGUCUCGUCCCGAGAGCACGUAACGUCGGCCCAAGGCUUAACAAUUUCAGCCCCUCGCCUCUUUACAGAUUCACGCCAUACCCGCCCGACGCCGAAGAGCCUCUUGUUUCGAGAAUGGCGUCGCUUGGGGAGCCUGUGCGUUUGGAAAGAGAUAUUAACAGGGCCAUUGAACUGCUUGACAAGCUCCAAAGAACGGGGGAAGUUCCUCCUCAGAAGCUGCAAGCCUUGCAGAAGGUCUUACAAAGUGAAUUCUGUAAUGCUGUCAGAGAAGUGUACGAGCACGUGUAUGAGACCGUGGACAUUAACAGCAGUCCUGAAGUCAGAGCCAACGCUACAGCAAAGGCGACUGUGGCAGCAUUUGCAGCCAGUGAAGGACACUCGCACCCGCGUGUUGUAGAACUGCCCAAAACAGAAGAAGGCCUGGGAUUCAACAUCAUGGGUGGAAAGGAACAAAACUCUCCCAUUUACAUCUCACGGAUCAUACCGGGCGGCAUUGCCGACCGACAUGGUGGCCUGAAGAGAGGCGAUCAGCUUUUGUCCGUCAACGGUGUCAGCGUGGAAGGUGAGCACCACGAGAAAGCCGUGGAACUCCUCAAAGCUGCUCAGGGCACGGUGAAACUGGUCGUGAGGUACACCCCCAAAGUCCUCGAGGAAAUGGAGUCACGUUUUGAGAAAAUGAGGUCGGCGAAACGUCGGCAGCAGAACAACUAUCCCCAGUAGGGUUGUUUCAUGUCGACGCCAGCUCUUAUGACUCUCCUCCUCCAGCCUUCAGGCCAUCUGUUCUGGUCUCUUUUUCUAUAUUCUCACUCAAAAAAACAUUUUAACCUACACACACACAUAGUUUUAGUACAUCCACGCGUGCUAUAUGUUGUACUUCUACCAUGUUUUGCAGCGUUUUAAAUAUUCACCAAUGGUUACUGUACCCGAAGUCUAAAUAUGGCCACCAAUCAGAAAACCCUUUCUUCCUCUUGCUGGGUUGUCCAGUAUUACAACUGUGACAUACUUACCUGCUUCUUAAAGCAGUGAUUGAAGGGGUUCACAGUUUGGUUUGCUGAGAUUUCACUUCACUCGCACGUUGUGCAUUACUUUAAAAACAAAAGGCAAUUUGAAUGUGUUCUUCCACAAAGGUCUUUUAACAAGGAAUGGUGUUUGUUAGCAAUUUUAUUUAAUUUUUUACAAGCUCUUACAAAGCCUGUUACUACUCUUUUCAGUUAAUCUCAUUAGAAAUAGUACAUAAAAAAACACAAACGUUUUUAACACUAUAAAUGUGCACAAUGAAAGCAGUGGGUAUGCCGUGUGGAGGUUUUGCUGUGCCACACUACAGCAGUGUGGAGACACAUUCAACUGAAUAUAAAAGAUGGUUCUUUUGUUCCCAGCAGUUAAAGCAUGCCCUAUACCGAGCACAAAACAUCCAUCAUGCACACACACGCUUAACAGCUGCACUACAGUAGCAUGUUUGUUUACACUUUGUUUUAGGCUCACGGUGUGUAAAAUAGAGCGUUUAAUUAUUCGUGGUCUGACUUCCUGAUUUUAACAGACGUGCGGCAUCGCAAGAUAACACCAUUCUCAAAAAGUGCACAAACCUUUUACAAGGCGAGAGUUGGUAUCAAAGUUUCAUUCAGUGAGACAUAUUUGGGAAUUUAACUUAACAUGACGUCCCACUGGGGUGAGUUUUUCCUUGCCCUUAUGUGGGCACUGUACCGAGGAUGUCGUUGUGGCUUGUGCAGCCCUUUGAGACACUUGUGAUUUAGGGCUAUAUAAAUAAACAUUGAUUGAUUGAUUGAUUGAACAUGAACCCGUCUUGGGAGUACUUUGUAAUGUAAUAUUUUGUGUACGAAUACGCAGUUGUACUCAAUCGCUGUAUUUUCUGUACAUGCUUAGAAAACCCCCGUCAUGAUGAUAUGUUAACAACUCAGUGCUACCACGUGACCUUUCAGUCAAAUACCUUAACCUCCUCAGACCUAGUAAAUGUUACAUUUAUUAAAAUUAAAUAUAUAAAUGAGUUUUUUUGGGGGGGGUGCAAAAAUGUUUUUGCUCACUUUUUAUGCAAUGUCUACUUUCACAGUGGACAACAAUAUCUGCGGUAAUGAUAUUUUUGUAAUCCAUCUUUUUGUGUUUAUACAACAGGGAAAAACAUUUUAAUAAAACAAACUGAAAUUAUUUACACUUGCCAAUAUAUUUGUAAAGAUAAUUGUAUUAAAUGUAGAAAAAUGUUGCUUGAACUUCAACUUUUCUUGGGUUUGGCAUUUUAUAAAUAUUGUGCCACACUUUUUCAGUCAUAUUUGAAAAUUAUAAAGCAGCUUUUCGUCUUGGUUGCAUUUGUGGCGUUAACUAUCUUACUUCUCUGGUGGCCCUAAGUCAUGCUAGCAGCCAUUUUGGGAAGACCAUUUCAUUGAACAAACCCUUUGCUCAGCACAACCCUUUUUAUGCCUGUAUGUGUUGUUUGUAGCACUAGAAAUAUGGUUAUAAAAAUGUAUUGUUGGGUCUCAGGAGGUUAAUUAUCAAAGACACAAUGUGACAUGAAGGAAAACCAUGUAACAAGUUGUUACUGCACUAUGUCUUACUUGGAUAUUUCCCAAUGUCGUGCAAAGAACGUCACAAGAUGUACAAAUGUUGACUAAGUGUCAAAGUGAAAAACAUAAUACAAAGUAACUAUGCAAAGUAUUUUAAAAGAAAACUGGGGCAUGUAACCUCAAUUGCUGCAAAAUAGAUUGUUUAAAUAAGAAUGUCAAGCAGAAUGUGUCAUGGCCUGUGUGAAGUCGACACACGUUCAACAAGCACAGUUAAAUACAAGUAACUUUAUAAAUGCUUGGGCCUUCACUUUUAAUGUUAAUUAAUUAGCUGCAAUAUCCAUGUUGAUAACAAGCCAUGUUCAUGAGGCAUCAGGCGUGUGUACAUAAUCUUUUGGGAUAUCCUAAUAUAUUUUUAGCUUAGCAACAUGUUAGAUUUCAUGCUGGCACGCAUUGUAACCCACUGAAUGUCUCUGUGCAUCAUCUGACGUGGUUGCAAAAUGUUGCGAAUCACCCUUCAAGUCUUCGUGUUGGGAUGGUCAAUAGAGUAUUUUUUAUAAUAGCUUUCUUUUUCAAUUUUUCUAAGUGUUUUUUGCUAAGAAAACAAAAGUCCAAGGGUCGAUGUGAGUUUGCGCUGAGGCAUUUUUGGUUGGUAUGACUGUGCAGACAAACUUGGCCUACAUCAAGGCUCCCUUCUGAGAUCUUGACUGAUUUUUGUGCUCCUUUUAACUCCAAGACCAAACCUGCAGCAUCUUUGAAGCUUUUGAUAAUGUUUUAAAAGCUAUUUUAGUCUGUGCUUGUUUUUUUUUCUUUAUCUGUAGAUUGUGCUGUUUAUUUUGUUUUGUUUUUGUUGUUGUUCAUGUGGAAUGUAAAAUGUAGUAAGUAAUAAAAGUGAAAGCUAAAUAAACCUAA